AUGAUGCCUACUUAUGACGAGAUUUCUAGAGCUGACGAGAUUGAUAAUUGGACGGCGAGCAAGGAGCCCAUGCCACUCACCAGGUCUUCUAAUUUCGGUCCUGGUUUUCGGGAUUCCGGUGGUUCUGAAGACGAUCGUUGGAAAAGGGGAGUUGUGCCUCGUGAUGGUGAUCAGGAACGACCAACGGAACGCCGACGUUUGGUGUUAGAUCCACCAAAGGGUGAAAGUGCUCCAGUUGAGCCAUCGGCGCACACCAAUAAACCGAGUCCUUUUGGGGCAGCUAGGCCCAAGAGCUGA
Molecule: messenger RNA, 297 nt
Organism: Lactuca virosa
Lineage: Eukaryota; Viridiplantae; Streptophyta; Magnoliopsida; Asterales; Asteraceae
Source: the annotation of a GenBank genome assembly